CUCAUAUCAGGAUUUAUUAAGACGCCGUAGACGAUUGUGAACAAAUUUGUUUGUAUUUGUUUUUGUAAAUGUGUUUGUGUUUAAAAACAUUUUUUAUUUUGUCAUGUUUUUAAGAAGCUGUGUUGUGGAGUGAUGGAGUUCAUUUGUAUGACUCUGAUGAUUAUUAUUGGAAUCACAGAUUCAACAGCAGAUCAGUUUGCUGUUGUUGGACCUGUAGAUCCUCUCCUCGCUGUAUCUGGUGAAGAUGUGAUUCUGCCCUGUUCUCUCAAACCCAACAUCAGUGCUGUAAACAUGAAAGUUGAGUGGUCCAGAGUUGAUCUCAAAGACUCAGUAGUUCAUCUCUAUGAAGAUCAUGAAGACAAAAACACAGAUCAGCUUCAGUCGUACAGAGGAAGAACUGAAGUGUUUAAAGAUGAACUACAGAAAGGAAACACAUCACUCAAACUCUCAAGAGUUCAGAUCUCUGAUGAAGGACUUUAUAAGUGUUUUAUUCAGUCCAAAUCCAGGAGUGAUAACAUUACUGUUGAUCUCAGAGUUGAAGCUGUAGGAAGUCCUCCACUCAUCACUAUAGAUGGAUUUGAUGGUUCUGGUGGACUUCAUCUUCAGUGUGAAUCUAAAGGUUGGUACCCUGAACCUGAACUUGUGUGGCUGGACAGUGAAGGAGUCACUUUGACAUCUGAAAAUACAGAGACACAGAGAGAGACAGAUGGAUUCAGAGUGAAACACAUGAUCACUGUAUAUAACAGAGACAGUAAAUAUCACUGUAGAGUCAAACUGAGACAUCACAUGAUGGAGACUGAGAUUAUUACAUCAAGUAAAAUGUUUAACUCUUGGAGGACAUUAAUGAUCUUGAUUUCUGUUGUAUCUGUGCUCAGUGUGAUCGCUGGAUUACUGAUUGCUGUGUUCAUCUAUAGACACAGAGAACAACAAAGAAAGGAUCAGAUACUAAAGAGUGAAGAUCAGAGACUAAAGAGUGAAGAUCAGAGACUAAAGAGUGAAGAUCAGAGACUAACGAGAGAAGACAAGAGACUAAAGAGUGAAGAUCAGAGACUAAAGAGUGAAGAUCAGAGACUAAAAAAUGAACAUCAGAGAUUUUCUCUAAGAGAGAAGUGGACUGUUGAAAGGGUGAAAUCACUGUUAAGAAAAUAUGCAGUGAAUGUGACUCUGGAUCCUGAUUCAGCUCAUCCACUUCUCAUUGUGUCUGAUGAUGGGAAACGAGUGAGAUAUGAACUACAAUCAGGAACAGUGAAGGAUGAAGAUCAAAAGUCAAAUAAAAAGUUUAAUAACCGUGCAUGUGUUCUUGGAAAUAUAGGAUUCACCUCAGGGUAUUUUUACUAUGAGGUGGAGGUGAAGGGGUUAAAUGAGUGGUUUGUGGGUGUGGCCAGAGAAUCUGCUGAGAGGAAGGGGUGGAUCAGUCUGAAUCCUGAGAGUGGAUACUGGGUGGCUGGUUUGAGAUAUGGAGAGUAUCGGGCUAGUGAGGAUUUAUCAUCUGUCUCUCUCUCCUUGAGUGUGGCACCUCAGAGAGUCGGGGUGUUUGUGGAUUAUGAGGAGGGUCAUGUCUCUUUUUAUGAUGUGGAGUCUAUGUGUCAAAUCUACUCUUUUACUGAUCAAUCUUUUAAUGAGAAACUACAUCCUGUUGUUUCUUUAGGUUAUGAAACAUCUGAAAACUCUGCACCACUUAUCAUCUGUGAUCUCUAAUGAGAUUUGAUCUAUAUACAAAAAUCCUCUCCUUAAGUUAUUUUUGUAACUUGAAAUGGUAUUAUACACACGGAUGUUUGUGUCAUUUUCAGAAACAUGUGAUGAUGAAUGAUGAUGGUAGUUUUUUGUCCCCUAAGAGAAAUGAGUUUUGUGCAUACAUGUGAUGCUGUAUAACAAAUCAAACACAUGAAUAACAAUCACACAGUCGUGUCAUUCACACCAGAGUUCAUCAGUUUCAUGGCCAUAAGAUCAAAAGAGUUAAUGUAGAGGUUUUAUCUUCAACAUGCGUGAUCUUGUCUGGGAAAACCCAACUAAACUAAAGUCAUUAAAUUUAUGUCUAUGUAACGGGUGUGUUUUGGGAACUACAAAUCCCAUCAGCCUUAGUGCUAUAAAAGGAAGUGGUAUGAUUCGUUCUUUCACUUCCUCCUUUGGUCCUUCCGCUAAUCUACGAAAGGUAGCUAUGACAAAGCUAAGGUAUGGCAUUGAUAUUAUAUGGGAAAUUAUAAGUCAUCGAGUCAUUUUAAAUAAUGCUUUUCUGUCUCUCGUACGCUUUCUGUGUGGUGAUUGAAUAGAAAACACAGCGUGAUGUAUUGCGUAAUGGCAAUAGACCAGCAGGAGUAAAGAUCGUUUGUCUGCAGUUGUAUAUCAAACACUAGUGAUAUUAGUGUCAAACAUAUGAGGCAUCGUUUGGCAGGUAGUGAUUUUAUUGGUUGAAUAAAAUGAACCACAUGUAUUUUAUUUAUACUUUGUUUGUUGUUUUUAGUAUUAAGGACUUGCUGGUUGCCUGAGUAUCAUUAAAGCAAGAUAAAGGAUGGUAGAGGUAUUGUUUAUUUUAUUAUUUUUAAAGGGUUUAUAAAGUUUUAAUUGUUUUAUAUCUAUUGAUAUGAAGGUUGAAUGUAAAUCUGGGUUUCUGUUUUAUUUAUUUAGUAAUGGAUUGUGUUUUCCCUUGCAGGGAUGCACGGUUACCGUUUAUUUGAUAUUUAAUUUGCCUCUUGAAGUGUUGUUUCUUUAAGUCGACCAUACAAGAACUAAGGUCACAAUCGGGGAACAAACUGAAUGAUUUUUAGUUCGUUUAAAGUGUUUAUGCAUUUCAUUUGCAGUACCCACUGUUGCUAAUAUUGGUUUUUGUUUUCUUUUGUAGAUUUCAUUUUGACCCAUCGGUGGCUGCGGGGUUGCCUUCACUGGUGGAUGAUGGUGUGGUGGUUUGGUCACUCUUAUGUCUUUUUUUCUUUAGGUCUGCAGUGUGAUUUGCUGUGAGUGGAUUGCAGUGCGAGCACAUUUGUCUAACACAUUAUCUUCACACGAAUAGGUAACCUGUGGCCAUCCGGGGGUCGCUUUGUUUUAUUUUGGUUUAUUUCUUUUGAUUUCUUUGUGGGUAUCUGCAUUGGAAAUUGCGUUACAUCCUUAUGCCUUUAUUUGUUUGAAUAAAACUGUUCUGAGUUAAAACUUCACCACUGCCUUGUGCCUGGUCAUUUACCACCUUUUAUGGGGUACCUGUAGGUUACAUCUGUAAAACUGCAAUGGAAAGAUUUGUUGGCUGUUAAGAGAAUACUUUCAGAUUAAUGUUAAUAAAACUGAGAAGGUGAUCACAGACCCCAGAUCAGUGGGGUACAGGAGCUCUGUUGUUGUUUACAGUCAGGAUAGUAAUCAGGUUGCUUAAAUAUUUGGGACUCCACAGCAACUUCAGUGGCAUAAAUAUGUGUUAAGUGUUUGUAUACAAGAGUUCAUGAGCAAUACGGCAGAUUAAUAAGAUCUUAAUAAACUCUUUAAAUGUGUUAAACUCAGAGUGAUGUGCAAGAGAUUUUAGGGUCCUGACCUGUUAUGUAGAGAAAAUCAACAUAAACAUUCAUUUAUUGCACUGUAACACUGAUAAUAGACUAAAGGCUGUUUUAUAUUUUCCCAUUUUGGUAAUGCUUUAUAAUGGUAUUGUUUUUUUAAGGAACAUGAUGCUGAUGUAUGUUUGAAGGUUGGAUAAUGU
Paramisgurnus dabryanus is the source of this 3676-nucleotide messenger RNA. The record is from RefSeq and is a predicted model, not a curated record. NCBI's taxonomy places the organism in Eukaryota, Metazoa, Chordata, Actinopteri, Cypriniformes, Cobitidae.